AUGGAAGAUAUUCUAAAAAACUAAUGAUAAUUACGCAUUUAUGUUUUAAUAAUUGUGAAAAUCUAUUUUUGGGACUAGGAAGGCAUAAUUGAUGGUGAAGAUGGAAACCGGCAAGUUAGUGGUGGCGAGAGUAGACGGCAAGUCAACCGUAACUCGAUGCUUCUCUCAGUAUCCUCUCAAGUUCAUCGUUCCCACUAAGGCAGGGCGAUCCGAAGCUGAUGCGGUUUGGAUCUACGCUCUCACUUAUGGUGGUGGUAUUGUUUCUGGCGAUUGUAUUUCGUUUGACCUAACCAUUGAUGAUGGAUGCACUGCUGUUUUGACAACUCAGGCAUCUACUAAGGUGUACAAAUCGGUUGCCUUGAAGUGUUCUAAGCAAACAAUGGAGGCAAGAAUAGGGAAUGAUGCCCUUAUGGUUGUCAUUCCAGAUCCAGUGACUUGUUUUUCUACCGCAAGGUACUCCCAAAAGCAAGUGUUCAGAAUCGUGUCUGGCUCAAGCUUACUUCUUGUUGAUUGGAUCACUAGCGGGCGUCACGAAAGUGGAGAAAAAUGGGAUUUCGGACUUUAUAAGAGCACCAACCAUAUAUAUUUGGAAAGCAAACCUUUGUUUCUUGAUACAGUACUACUUGAGCACGAAAGUGCUACGAGUAUUGCUGAACGGAUGCAGUGUUACCAAGUAAUUGCAAUGGUUAUUCUACUGGGGCCCAAGUUGAAGCACAUACAAGACCAAGUUCAAGAAGAUGUGAAGAAGAUGAUGAUGGAGCAAUUACACAUGCCAUCACGCACGAAAGCAUGUAAUAGUGACAGAUAUACAAAACCAUCCCUUAUCGCUUCUUGUAACCCCUUUGGUCCAAAGGGAGUUGGUGUUGUCAUCAGAAUAGCUGCCACAACAACUGAAUCAGUUUAUAGGUUCCUUCAACACCAAUUGGCUGGUUUGGAACCAAUGCUUGGUUUGUGCCCCUACCAAUAGUAACUCCACUAUUAUUUGUUUUCUAGUUAUUAUUUCCUCAUAUUUUCACCAAUUUAAAAACUAUAAUUGUACAUGUAUCAAUAGUAUACAUUUUUAUUUGGAUAUAAUCAUUUUAAACAACAAAUGAGUUAUAAUAAUGCCUAUUGAUUUGAUC
Messenger RNA from Cynara cardunculus var. scolymus (artichoke), 1121 nucleotides. Its product is annotated as urease accessory protein D. The record is from RefSeq and is a predicted model, not a curated record. Gene Ontology annotation, molecular function: nickel cation binding. The transcript has 8 exons. Bases 92 to 967 code for a protein of 291 amino acids. Lineage: Eukaryota; Viridiplantae; Streptophyta; Magnoliopsida; Asterales; Asteraceae.